AUGGUGUCCUAUUGGAGGCAAGCUGGCCUUGACUAUAUCCACUAUUCCCAGCCCAGUUCUGUGCAAAGGCACUGUAGCACAGUAGCACUGAAACCUCAGUUUAAAACAGAGGUGGAGAAAACAACAGGAGCCAGUGUAAAAAUUACAAAGCCCAAAAAGGAAUGA
Messenger RNA from Python bivittatus (Burmese python), 165 nucleotides. The record is from RefSeq and is a predicted model, not a curated record. Lineage: Eukaryota; Metazoa; Chordata; Lepidosauria; Squamata; Pythonidae.